Cetraspora pellucida is the source of this 945-nucleotide messenger RNA. Lineage: Eukaryota; Fungi; Glomeromycota; Glomeromycetes; Diversisporales; Gigasporaceae. The record is from the annotation of a GenBank genome assembly.
AUGUCGCAGUCAAAACCAGUUUCUACUAAUGGCAAUAACAAUCCUCCUCCUCCUCUUCCAAUUAUUAGGGUGUCAAAGAUUUAUGGCUACCUUACCCUUGUUCAGGUUGGUACGGCAGCUGUUUUUACGACCUUCCUAGUUACUCAUUUGAGUGCAACGGCUUUAGCCACUCUCGGCGGUAUUGAACUUACCAAUAAGACGAUCGUUCUCGGUAGAGUGUAUUACCAAAAUAGAUUCCUGGAACCUAUUAUCGUAGCUGGUUCAUUUUGGGGACAUAUACUCUCAGGGUUAAUUAAACGAGGCAUCAAACUAUAUUGGAAAUAUAAGAAACAAGAUACACGCAACUUAGCUGGAGAGGCCCACGAAAAGGUUGAAAUGAUUGUUACUGAUGGGCCAAAUGAACAAGGCGUGGUUGUUCGUAAGACCAUGAAAAAAACUACUACGACCAUUACCGGAUCGUAUAUAUCAAGAGCUAUAGUAUUAUUACUUCCAUAUCAUCAUUUAGCUGGAUAUCUUUUAAUUCCGUUUGUUUUAAGCCAUGCUUUUAUUCAUCGUGUGCUUCCAAGACGUCACUUUGGUGAUUCCUCGAUGAUCAAUGCAUCAUAUGUUACACUCGCCCUCAAGAAAUGGCCUCGUUCAACGUAUUUAACAUUUACGAUGUUGAUCGGGUUAGGCGUUUACCAUGUUUGCAGCGGUGCGCCUGUUGUGUAUAAGAUCCUAAGGGGUUCCAUAAUAAAAAAUAGUGAUAAGCCAACUUCAGAAGCAACAAAGAAACGACUUCGGAUCAUCAGAAAUGGGGUUAUUGUUUCUUCAAUUGGGUUAUUAGCAACUGGUUUGCUCGUUAUUGGUGGAAAAUUGAGACGUGAAAAUAUUAAAAUUCCUUUACGUCCUGAAUAUUUAAAGGUUUAUGGGCAUGUUUACCCACAAAGUUGGGUGAGAUACUAG